Messenger RNA from Lethenteron reissneri (Far Eastern brook lamprey), 1059 nucleotides. RefSeq names its product 5-hydroxytryptamine receptor 1A-like. Gene Ontology annotation, molecular function: G protein-coupled receptor activity. Gene Ontology annotation, biological process: adenylate cyclase-activating adrenergic receptor signaling pathway; positive regulation of MAPK cascade. The record is from RefSeq and is a predicted model, not a curated record. Lineage: Eukaryota; Metazoa; Chordata; Hyperoartia; Petromyzontiformes; Petromyzontidae. Gene Ontology annotation, cellular component: plasma membrane.
AUGCCGAACGACUCCGACGACGCAGCCUCCUCCACCUGCGUCUCCUUCAACCACCUCAACUGCACGGGGCCCUCCCUCCCGCCGCUGAGCCGUCACCUUGUCCUCGCCCUCCUCCUCAUCUUCAUCGCCGCCACCAUCCUGGGCAACCUGCUCAUCAUCGCCGCCAUCGCCUCCUUCCGGCAGCUGCAGACGCGGGCCAACGCGCUCGCCCUCUCGCUGGCCGUCUCCGACCUCCUCGUCGGCGUCCUCUGCAUGCCCUCGUCGACCCUGAAGACCAUCUACAACUGCUGGUUCUUCCCCGACGUGCUCUGCCACUGGCACUUCUUCGCCGACUACAUGUUCACCACCGCCUCCGUGCUGCACGUCACCUGCAUCGCCUUCGACCGCUACGUGGCCAUCACCGACCCUCUGCGCUACGCGGCGCGCGUCACUCCGCGCACGCUCGUGGCGAUGCUCGUGUUCUGCUGGCUCGGCUCGGCGCUGGUGUCGUCGCCGAUACUGCUCAGCCUGAGCAAUGGCGACGCCCUGUCGGGCCCCACCAUUCACAGGAUCCUGUGCCCCAACGACUGCUUCUUCUACAUCAGCAUCGGCAUCAUGCUCGUCAUCGGCAUGGGGCCCUACUUCGCGUCCAUGCUCGUGGUGGUGGCGGUGUACGCGCGGAUCUACGCCGUCGCGCGGGGCCAGGCGAGGAAGAUCGCCGCGUCGGCGAGCGGCUCCCAGACCCGCGGGCACGCCGACGAGAGCGCCAACUCGGCGAGCGUGAAGAGCCUGAAGCGAGAGCACAACGCCACCAAGACGCUGGGCGCCAUCAUCUGCUCGUUCCUGCUCUCGUGGCUGCCCUUCUACAUCAUCACCAUCAUCUCGAUGUUCGUCAACGACAUGUUCCUCUCCUACCGUGUCACCCUCUGGCUGGGCUACAUCAGCUCCAUCGUGAACCCCUUCCUCUACGCUCUGCUCAACAGGCAGUUCCGCGCCGCGUUCCGCACCUUGCUCAGUGUCAAGGUGUUCUCCGUCCUGGGCAGCCGGGGCGCCGAUUUGAUGGGGGUUAAGAAAUCCUGA